AUGGCUGCCUUACGUAGGUUAAUUCUUCUGGUGAAGAAACACACAAAUUUCACGAAUGGUACGGGUACCUUACUGAGCGGGAAACAAACAUUGAAAGAAACAUGCACCUUAAGACAUAUCGGCACUGGGCUUUGUAUCGCAGCUGGAGGUAUUGCACUUUACUAUCACUGCACAAUCCGAGACCAUACUGCAUGGAGCAAUGGUAUCUCUGGUUUCCGAACCCUGGCUGCUGCGCUUCCAGUAGUGGCAGCGAAAGAGAAGAACAAAACACUUGCUGAAGAUGAGGACAUGUCCAUGUCAGUCCAUGAGCACAGGUUUCGUCUCUUCAGUUCAGUGGAGUAUGAGGGACAGCUCUACAUGACGCCGCUCGACUUCAUAGAGUCAGUCACUAUGAGAGAGCCAAAGAAGAAAAAGUAUUGGAGGUCCUUGACAAAACAGGAAUUGGAGAAGUUUCUAUCAGAAACACCCCCCGUUUGGAAAGGUUCCUCCAGUCUUUUCAGAAACCUACGUGAGAGAGGAAUUAUCACAUACACAGAGUAUCUCUUCUUGCUCUGCAUUCUGACAAAACCUCAUGCAGGGUUCAAAAUAGCUUUCAACAUGUUUGAUGCAGAUGGGAAUCAAAUGGUAGAUAAAAGGGAAUUUUUGGUGCUUGAGGAAAUUUUCCGUAAGAAAAAUGACAAAAAAGACAGAGGGGGGGAUUCUGAAAGCGACGCACAAUCGAGUGUGGAACUCUUUGGACCUCAGGGUUCUGUCACGGACAGCGUCUUUAACAAAGGCUCGCAGGCUUUUGCACCCAGAAGCUUUUGGGAUGUUCUGAAGCAUGGUGCGAGAGUAGCUCUCUUUUCUGAUCUAACAGAGCACGUGCAGGAGGAUGUGACCAGCACCACCCUCCUGGUCCAUUUCUUUGGGAAAAAGGGAAAAAUGGAGUUAAACUUCGACGACUUUUACAGGUUCAUGGACAACCUGCAGACAGAGGUGCUUGAGAUUGAGUUCCUCAGCUGUUCUGACGGUAUGACCACCAUCAGCGAGGAGGACUUCGCUCGCGUCCUGCUGCGCUACACCACCGUGGAGAACAUUAGCAGUUACCUUGACAACGUGAGGCACAGCAUACCUGACGAGAAGGGAAUCACUUUUGAUGAAUUCAGAUCCUUUUUCCAGUUCCUCAACAACCUGGAGGAUUUCGCUAUCGCCAUGCAGAUGUAUAAUUUUGCAAAUCGAUCGAUCGGACAAGACGAGUUUGCUCGCGCGGUCUACGUGGCGACGGGCCUGAAACUAACGGAGCAUCUCGUUAGGACCAUCUUUAAGAUAUUUGACGUGGACCACGAUGACCAGCUGAGCUAUAAGGAGUUCAUCGGCAUCAUGAAAGAUCGCCUUCACCGUGGCUCAUGGGGACACCAUGGUGAAGAAAGAUUCACCUCUUUCAAAGCCUGUAUGAAAAAGGAACUAUCCAGAAGAUAAGAUAAUAUCCUGCUCAAGACUUGACCUAUGUCAUCCCAGCGAGGAAGGGUCAAGAAAUGUGACAGUCCUCAGUGAAAGUCACCACACUCAUGAACCUCUAGCUAUUGCCUUUGUACUUCAUCGUUGAACAAACUACCUCCGGGGAAUACUAAUUAGGCCAAGCCAUUUGACUUUAGACAUUUGAUCAUAUGAAAUACAAAGCCAAA
Molecule: messenger RNA, 1664 nt
Organism: Chanos chanos (milkfish)
Lineage: Eukaryota; Metazoa; Chordata; Actinopteri; Gonorynchiformes; Chanidae
Gene: micu3b
Product: mitochondrial calcium uptake family, member 3b
Exons: 15
Coding region: 1-1458 (485 amino acids)
Biological process (GO): mitochondrial calcium ion homeostasis; calcium import into the mitochondrion
Cellular component (GO): uniplex complex
Molecular function (GO): calcium ion binding
Source: RefSeq, a predicted model, not a curated record